Molecule: messenger RNA, 894 nt
Organism: Diatraea saccharalis (sugarcane borer)
Lineage: Eukaryota; Metazoa; Arthropoda; Insecta; Lepidoptera; Crambidae
Source: the annotation of a GenBank genome assembly
AUGUUUACCAAAAGCAAAAAUUUAGCAGCGAAUUUUGGUUUCAGGUCUUCCCGUGCAUCAUAUGGUGACGACGCCAUUAGUUACGUACAGCUAAAACGGGAUGGGAAGAUUUGCACUCUUAAAUGUAAGAUAUGCCCAGAGCAUAAAAUUCACGCAAACCUAUACGCAGUGACAAUGGUGAUAGAUGAAGAAGAAGAGGUAAUUCGCUCAGUGGAGUGUCACGAAUGCGUUGCUGCAAUAGGAGGUUGUAAGCACGCAAUAGCCUUCCCGAUGUGGGUUCAUCGCAGGAGUGCAGAACCUUCGUGUACUUCAGUUGAAUGUUAUUGGAAGAAAUCCAAAUUGUCCAGGAUUGGCACGACUUUAAAAUUCAUUACAGCCAAGGAAAUGUCAAAAGGCAAACCUGUUCUACCGUCAAAUACAGCUGUUCGCAAUACAUUUUUAGAAGAAGGAAGGAAAAGGAGUCUGAAAGAAUGUGAUUUUUUAAGAUAUAGUUCAAGCUCUUCAAGUUCUGCUAUGCUAUCGAUGCACAACCUUGUAUUGAAGUUUAAAGAUGAAGACUGUGACACAUUUUUAUCCAAAGUAGAGAUACUGUAUGAAUCAAUUAAAAAAAUCGAGGAAGAAACCAGGGAACAGAGUUGUAGUAGACUAUGGUUUGAAAUGAGAUAUGGUAGAGUAACAGCAUCAAGAGCAUAUGAAGUAAGCCGCUGCAAGACAAUCGAUGGAACGCUCAUAGCACUGAUUAUGGGUGGCAAAAUUCCCGAUACGAAGGCAAUGAAAAGGGGAAGAAAAUUAGAAGACCAAGUUAGAGAUGCAGUAGAAUUGAAACUGCAAAAAAAUAAGAAAGUGUGGUCUUUUAUUAAGCCAAAAGUACCCUGUGAUUGCCGGAUCCCCUGA